This is a messenger RNA of Macrosiphum euphorbiae (potato aphid), 288 nucleotides long. The record is from the annotation of a GenBank genome assembly. NCBI's taxonomy places the organism in Eukaryota, Metazoa, Arthropoda, Insecta, Hemiptera, Aphididae.
AUGGUAUAUUCCCCUAUUGCUAAGGGAGUUUUAUGUAAAUACUGUGUUCUAUUUCGCCCCACUUUGCUAAGAGGUACAUUUGGAGCAUUCAUUAUACGUGGUUUUAAAAAAUUUUAUCAAAUCCAUGAAGAAGCUAAAAAGCAUACUGAAAAUAGAUGGCAUAGUGAAUCCACGGCUGCAGCAAAGUUUUUUCAUGAUACUCAAACGUUAAAAAAGAAAGACGUGACAGAACAAUUAAAUAGUGCUAGCCGAAAACUUAUUGAAGAAAACAGCUUGAAAUUAAUAUAA